AUGUCCGAUGCGAGAACCCUGGUGGCCACUUCCUGUCCGAGCAGCCCUGACUUCCCUGCCAAAUGCCUGGGCAGGGGGCAACGCCAGAGUGCGCAGAGGGCGGGGUUAGGAGUAGCAGGAGGAGGUGUCCGGGGAGAGUGGGGAAAAACCUGCCCAAAGCUUCCUUACACCGGGCCCUCCCUCGCCUCCCUGCAGCGGGGCGGGCGAGGUUCAGAAGGUUCGGUCCACGGGGGUUCAGAAGGUUCGGUCCUCGGGGGUUUCGGAAGGUUCGGUCCUCAGGGUUCAGAAGGCUCGGUCCUCGGGAUUCAGAAGGUUCGGUCCUUGGGGUUCAGAAGGUUCGGUCCUCGGGGGUUCAGAAGGUUCGGUCCUCGGGGUUCAGAAGGUUCGGUCCUCAGGGUUCAGAAGGCUCGGUCCUCAGGGUGCAGAAGGCUCGCUCCUCAGGGUUCAAAAGGUUCGGUCCUCAGGGUGCAGAAGGCUCGCUCCUCAGGGUUCAGAAGGUUCGGUCCUCGGGGUUCAGAAGGUUCGGUCCUCAGGGUGCAGAAGGCUCAGUCCUCAGGGUUCAGAAGGCUCGGUCCUCGGGGUUCAGAAGGCUCGGUCCUCAGGAUUCAGAAGGUUCAGUCCUCGGGAUUCAGAAGGUUCGGUCCUCAGGGUGCAGAAGGCUCAGUCCUCAGGGUUCAGAAGGCUCGGGGUUCAGAAGGCUCGGUCCUCAGGAUUCAGAAGGUUCGGUCCUCGGGAUUCAGAAGGUUCGGUCCUCAGGGUGCAGAAGGCUCAGUCCUCAGGGUUCAGAAGGCUCGGUCCUCGGGGUUCAGAAGGCUCGGUCCUCAGGAUUCAGAAGGUUCGGUCCUCGGGGUUCAGAAGGUUCGGUCCUCAGGGUUCAGAAGGCUCGGUCCUCAGGGUGCAGAAGGCUCGCUCCUCAGGGUUCAGAAGGUUCGGUCCUCGGGGUUCAGAAGGUUAGGUCCUCGGGGUUCAGAAGGUUCGGUCCUUAGGGUGCAGAAGGCUCAGUCCUCAGGGUUCAGAAGGCUCGGUCCUCGGGGUUCAGAAGGCUCGGUCCUCAGGAUUCAGAAGGUUCAGUCCUCGGGAUUCAGAAGGUUCGGUCCUCAGGGUGCAGAAGGCUCAGUCCUCAGGGUUCAGAAGGCUCGGUCCUCAGGGUGCAGAAGGCUCGGUCCUCAGAAGGUUUGGUCCUCGGGAUUCAGAAGGUUUGGUCCUCGGGAUUCAGAAGGUUCGGUCCUCGGGGUUCAGAAGGUUCGGUCCUCGGGGUUCAGAAGAUUCGGUCCUCGGGGGUUCAGAAGGUUCGGUCCUCGGGGUUUCAGAAGGUUCGGUCCUCGGGGUUUCAGAAGGUUCGGUCCUCAGGGUUCAGAAGGCUCGGUCCUCAGGGUGCAGAAGGCUCGGUCCUCAGGGUUCAGAAGGUUCGGUCCUCGGGGUUCAGAAGGCGUUCAGAAGGUUAGGUCCUCGGGGUUCAGAAGGUUCGGUCCUCGGGGUUCAGAAGGCUCGGUCCUCAGGGUGCAGAAGGCUCGGUCCUCAGGGUUCAGAAGGUUCGGUCCUCGGGAUUCAGAAGGUUCAGUCCUCGGGGUUCAGAAGGUUCAGUCCUCGGGGUUCAGAAGGUUCGGUCCUCAGGGUGCAGAAGGCUCAGUCCUCAGGGUUCAGAAGGCUCGGUCCUCGGGGUUCAAAAGGCUCGGUCCUCAGGGUGCAGAAGGCUCGGUCCUCAGGGUUCAGAAGGUUCGGUCCUCGGGGUUCAGAAGGCGUUCAGAAGGUUAG
Messenger RNA from Knipowitschia caucasica, 1755 nucleotides. Lineage: Eukaryota; Metazoa; Chordata; Actinopteri; Gobiiformes; Gobiidae. The record is from the annotation of a GenBank genome assembly.